UAGACUGCCCAUUGUGAAAUGUGCAUCUCAUAGGCUUAGACACACAUCACGCCUACACUACUCACGUUAUUAAUUGUUUAAAAAGUGGACACGAAGGACAGCUGUGCAGCCUAUCGAUUACCUAGCUGGAAGGAAUAUCCAUCCAUCCAUCCAUCCAAUAAUCCGGCAAGUCUGCGACAAAUAAUUCCUGUUUCAAGCAGAAUGGGUCCUUUCCAGGAUUAUCAGGAGCACAAGGCGUCAGAGAAGGAGAGCGCCCGCAGUCGCAUCCCCCGUCCAGUCUUCCGCUCUUGCAGACCCAAAUUGAACGGAUUGCCACUGUCAGAUUCACCAUUUUCCGAAGAGGAGAGCAGAGACUGCGACCUCAGCUCUGAUCAUUCCAAAAGAACCAUUAGCACAAACAGUUUUUGCUCAGAUGACACCGGGUGUCCCAGCAGCCAGCCCGUAUCCCCCUCAGGCUCUGAGAACAGCCCGCUAGCGUCCCCCUCACCCGGCGAUCGCAAGGUCAAGGUGAAGAGGGUACGCGUCGUAAUGGCGGAGUGGAGCGCGCCCCCGUCCAGGCACAAGAGGGAGCAAAGGUCCUCCAAAAAGCUCAAAGGCAGCGAGGCAGACUUCAGCUCCUCCAGCAGCGCAGGCAGCAUCAAGACCCGGGAGGCCCUGUCCAGCUCUACAGGGAAGAAGUCCUCAUUCUCACGCAGCCAUAGCGCCUACAUCAGGAGCAGCGUCCCAGCACAAAAGGCAGCAGGAAGCCCGGCUGCCCUCCGGGACAAGGAGCUCUACGGCCUGUAUCACUCACUCCCCCACACCCCCACUUCCUCCAACAGCAGCAGCAAUUCUGGCUCGAGCCCUACCGCCAGGAGAUCCAAGACCGGACGAUAUCACUCCUGUGGGGACAACCAUGGCAUCAAGCCCCCAAACCCGGAGCAGUACCUGACACCCCUUCAGCAGAAGGAAGUGACCAUCAGGCACCUGAAAAGCAAGCUGAAGGAGUCUGAGAGCAGAGUCUGUCAAAGGGACUCUGAGGUGGAAGAGCUGAAGGCACAGCUAGGACGAAUGAGGGAGGACUGGAUCGAGGAGGAGUGCCACCGCGUGGAGGCGCAGCUGGCCCUGAAGGAAGCCCGCAAGGAGAUCAAGCAGCUGAGGCAGGUGGUGGAGACGAUGAAGAAUAGCCUGAUGGAGAAGGACAAGGGCAUCCAGAAGUACUUCAUCGACAUCAACAUCCAGAACAAGAAGCUGGAGACGCUGCUGCACAGCAUGGAGAUGGCCCAGAACGGCUCCCUGCCGGAGGAGCCCACCCUGGACUUCCUCUGCGACUCCGCGCCUGGUAAGCCCAUGGCCGAGCUCGGGGACGGCCCGGCGCUGGAGGACCAGGCAGCCGAGAAGAUGGCCGACAGCAGCCUACUGGCCGGCGAUGAGAUGGCCAACCGUUCGGACAUCCUGGAACACGUCCUGAUGUCGACAGCGGUGGACUCCAGCCAGGAGUGCAAGCCGAAGCUGUGCCCCUUGCAGUCCAGCCUGCUGCAGAGUUCGGUGGAAACGAUCCCCACCUUGCCCAUCAGUGAACGACAGAUCGCCAUGCAAGAUAAGUCCAUCCAGACAGACUUCAUCUCUGAGACCCCUGACCUGGAAAACCUUCUGCUUCAGCUACUGAAACUUCAGACCAAGGGAAACAGUGCCCCGAACCCCAGUCUCCCUGAGCAUCCCAUGUUGAAGAGCCCAGAUGUACCUGAAGCAGCAAACCUGACUCCACCUGACCCUUCAGCCACCGUCCUACUCGCUUCUGAAGGCGAUUCGGGCCAGUGUUCAGAGCCCAUGGAGGGCGACGGCUUCAUUGAGGAGCUGGAUUUCUGCAUGAAAACGUCUGUGAAUGACGUAGGUAAACAGCAGUGCACCGCACUAGUGGAGAAGCGAUACUGGAGCAACAGCUUCCUGGUGGAUCUGGUGGCCUUGGCUGCUCCAAUGGUGCCCACCGUGGCCUGGCUGUAUUCCACCCACAGGGGCCAGGGGGCGCCGGUGUACAACAUCGGAGCUCUGAUCCGAGGCUGCUGCGUUGUAGGCCUGCACUCCCUCCGCCAAGUCUCCUUGGGCUCAGUUGUGUAACAUGUUCUCACUGCAUGCAAAGACUGACAGAGAAAAAGAACCUAAAGAGUUAGGAAUCGUUAGCGUGUUUUCUACACUUGUGUAUAGAUAUAUAUUUUCGUUGUCACCCUGUAAGUUAUUAAUUUGCACUGUGUACAGUUGCCAUCGGUUGAGGAAAAAUGUUGAAUGAAAGGGAAUUAUUUUCUGUUGUGGUUUCCCUCCCCAGGAUUCAGUUGUUGAAGUCUUGAUUUGUUUAAACUGAUCAUUUGGGUAGGUGGUUGUGUUGUAACUAAAUGAUGUUUGCUGCUUUAAUUUAUUUAUUCCCCUGCUUUUUAAAAUUGUAUUUUUAUGAGGGGUGGGGGAGGGGAGAACAGAUGAUCAAGAGAUGAACAUGAGUUUGUUGCAGUAGAAUUUAAGGUUUAUAUGGAGUUGUAUCUUGUUUGUUUAAAAAAAUUACUAAACCUUCAGCCAAAGCUUUAAAGACCUUCACUGUUUGUGUUUAGUGAAGAUGUAUUUUCUCUGUGUUAGAGCUUUUUAUGUUACAGUUCUGUGUUAACUUGUUCAUGUGAAAAAAGUUAAUGCUACAGCACAUUUGACACUUGUUAUGUGCCUGAAUCAUGUGCAAUACCAUUUUAUUAUUUACUUGAGAUGUCAUAAUAUAUUUAUUAUUAAAGCAUGAUAGUCGCA
Anguilla rostrata (American eel) is the source of this 2763-nucleotide messenger RNA. It is a transcript of the gene sybu, whose product is annotated as syntabulin (syntaxin-interacting). Gene Ontology annotation, biological process: synapse maturation; axonal transport of mitochondrion. NCBI's taxonomy places the organism in Eukaryota, Metazoa, Chordata, Actinopteri, Anguilliformes, Anguillidae. The transcript has 8 exons. Bases 202 to 2097 code for a protein of 631 amino acids. The record is from RefSeq and is a predicted model, not a curated record. Gene Ontology annotation, cellular component: cytoplasmic microtubule.